AUGUCAUCAGGGCCACCGAUGAGCUAUGUGAAAUGGCGUCGCACCAUUGAUGCAAACGCCAAUGAACUGAUCUUUGAAGGUGUCAUCGACCCUGAUGAAGAAGAAGAGAACAAGCUCCAUUUUGGAGAACCAAGAAACAUCAUCACUGAGUUUUGGUUUACUCCACCACCUGAGGCAAACCACUACUACUACGGCUAUGACGAGACCAUUCGUGAAAUUGAGCCAGGAUGGGACGGUUCAGAUGAAAAUUACCUGCCUCCCACCAAGCGCUACUACCAGGUCUACGUCGAGCAACUUGCCUCCAGUGUUGAUGACCUGCUGAGCCGCCUGUCAGAUUCAGACACCGAUGUUGAUGACUACAAGACUGGCAAAAGGCUCACAAGGCAGGAGAAGAAGCAGAUUGAAAAAGAGUUGAGUUUUCACGACAUUUUGUCGCAAUCAGAAGAGUACAUUCAGAAGUUCAUUGAAUCGGCACAGAAAGAGGAAACCAGCUUUCUGGAGUGGAAGUCAUUGAAACCAGUUCCUCCAGAAGAGACGAAACGCAUCCUCUCCGACCCCGAGCAGAAGAAGAGAGUCAUUUCUUCAAGGGCUUGUUACAGGGACAAAAACAAAAAUGUCCCACCACUCAAAGCCAAAACCAGAAUUGUAGCAAGGGGCAAUCAAGAUCCUGACUUGAAAAGCCUAACACGGCAAGCACCAACGCCAACCCGUGUCAGCGAGAUGAUGACCUUCCUCAUCUUCCUCUCAGGAUUGCACUCCAAGGCCUUCCGGAGUGACAAGGUUUGGAAGUUGUGGGCCGGGGACGCAUCCACGGCGUUCUUGCAAGGACAGCAGGACUUGAGCGAGAGGGCAGGCAAGCUUUACCUCAAAGCACCACGAGAUCCCUUGCUGAUCAGAGCUGGUGUUUUCAAAAGCGAGCUGUAUGAGAUACUGGGAAAUGUGUACGGCCUCAGCAACGCCACUUGGGCACAGGAAGUCACCAAGAGGUUGGUCAAUCUGGGAUUCAUUGUUCACAGUUUUGAUCGUAUGAUGUUUUGGUAUCCUGACCCAGACAAUGCACCAUGCCCAGCUGCAGUUCUCAUUUGCUACGUUGAUGAUUUCCUCAUCACCUUCAACACCUCCUUCCCAUUCCAACAGUUUGUUGACUCCUUCAAGUGGGGCUCGCAACAGUUUCUGGAACAAGGUUCACCGUUGGUUUUCAAGGGCAAAGAAAUUCACCUGGAACAGACUGGCGACGUCCAGACCCUCAGGAUUGUCCAAGAGACCUUCAUCACCAACCUUGAGAUGGGACAGGUUGGAAAGAAGCAGAACAAGGCUGAAGUUCUUGCCAGCCAUGUUUGGCCGGAAUUCAGGUCGAUCAGCGGUUGCCUACAGUGGCUGUCAGGCCAGACACGUUUGGAUAUUUCAUCAGCUGUUUCAUUGUCCAAUCGAGGACAGGAGACGACCUAUGCCGACCUUGACUGUUUGUACAAGACGCUGCAACAUGUUAAGGAUACAUCCAAGCUUGGCAUCCGGCUGUAUCCAGGGCCGAUUGAUGAGAGCACGGUCGUGAUGGCGUACUCCGACGCCAGUUGGGCGAACGCUCAGGGGAGCGCCAGUCAGCGUGGACAGAUUAUCACGCUGGCGCCAGCGACCGUGACAGAGAAGCCAUGCUAUGGUGGGCUCAUGUACUGGAAGAGCUCUCGCAGCAAGCGAGUAUGCAGAUCGACGUUGGCCGCAGAGGCCGUAUCAGCCGACAGUGCUGCAGAUCGCUUGGCAUACGUCCAGUAUGCGCUGGGAGAGUUGGUCUUUGGAGUUGCUGCCCACCGAGUGGGCCCUCGCCUUCGAGCUUUGUUGGCAACUGACUGCAAGUCGCUGUAUGACAGCGUUUCAAGCCCGAACCCGACAGUUGAAGACAAACGCAGUCUGGUCAACAUCCGCUCCAUCCAGGAGGUGGUAAGCCGCAACACCAUCCACUGGAUUCCGACGGCCUUGCAGAUGGCCGAUUCGUUGACUAAGGUGUCAGCCGACCUUCGCGACACCCUGUUGAGCUGGCUUCAAAAGCCGGUGAUCCACCUUCGUGAAUGUGGCAGUGGCAAAGCGUCCAAGAGCUCUGUAGGCAUUGAGUACAUUGAGCAAACAUUGAAAUCAGGGCUGGCCACUCGUCUCGUUUAUCAGAAGCGGAAGCUGAUGAGCGACUACGAAAGCAUUGUUCGACAACCGUCGGAGUCGGUCAGGGCUUUCGCAAAUCGGUAUCGACGAGCUGAACAAGCACUGCAGAGUGUCUCCGUCGACAUCCGUGGGAUGUACGACGACGAAUCUCGAGGCAACAGAUUGCUCGAGAGAAGCAGGUUGAGCCCAGAAAACCAAAGAUUGGUAUUGAUCGGUUCUGCCUACAACCUUGCCUAUGAGGUCGAAGACGACCAGCUGGAAGCCAUUGAAGAGGAAGACGAUCCUCAUGAGUCCGAAGCUGAACAUGAGGCCGAGCAAGAAGAUGAUCAAUACGAUCAGCAGGAACUGGCCGAUGAAGAGGCGCCGGAAGAGUCCUUUGCAGACAUUGCCGAGGUCCUCACGGUGACAGCAAAGAAGUUGCAGUCGCUUACAUUGGGGCGCAAGUUCAGUGGAUCCAAGUCGAUUGAAGAGCGAAAGAAGACAAGUACAUGCGCUGCUUGUGGACAGGUAGGCUUUUCAGUUCGGCAGUGGAGCACCUAUGCAGGCCCAAGAAAGCAUCCACCGUUCUCGCAGUCGCAGAUGUUGCGACCAACUCCUCCGAGAUGGUUGAAGGCAUGGCGCCAGGUCAUCCAGACCUUGCUGAGUUUGGAGUGGCUCUCACUCCAAUGGAUGUCCAAGAUGGUCAAGCUGCAAGCAGGCAGGUUCACACGAGCCUGGAUGACACUGCACGAGACCGUGGCACAGCAGGAGGUCGACAAGACCCUAGCUCGGAUGAAGCGCGAGCCACCUUCGAGCAGCUUGGGGGCGUACGCAGUUCAAGCAUCUCAAGCGGCUCAAGUCGUGAUCUACUCGGACGAGGAGGAGUACAUGGACGACAGUCAAGUGAACAGCCAGGACGAGGAGUGGAACUGGGAGGAGCAUCAACAGCCCAUCCAGACUCAGGGACCCAUCCGGCCGGGACAACAGAAAGAGCUCCUGGGAAGGAUUCGCAAAGCCGCCGAAGCAGAGUGCACCAUGUAUGAGGACAACACCAACUACAAGGACAGGCCUGAAGAACUGGCCGAGAGACGUGCUUUGGAGAGGCCUGUUGUUGAAGAAGCCAUGCAGUGGUGUCGAAUGCAGCGCCAAGCAGGACGCUACUAUCUCAUAGAGAAUCCUCAGACUAGCCGUUUGUGGGACGAGGAAAGUGUCCAAUCCAUGCUGCAAGACACCGGAGGACAGACAGUCACCUGCCAUUCAGGGGCUUAUGGAGCUAUGAACUCGAAAGGCAACCCCAUCCGUAAGACCUUUCGUUUUGCCUCCAACAACAAGGACAUUCUCACCUUCCUCCAGGACAAGCUUUCAGCAGAAGAGUUGAAGUUGCGCGUGCCACUUGAGGGAAAAGAAACCACACUCUCGCAGGAGUACCCUCAACGCCUGAUCACCUCUAUCCUCAAGGGUGUUCGAUACGUGGCCAGGUUGCAGGUUUGCUUGCGACCACUGGUACAACGACUGCCACAGCAUGUGCCUCAUACACACCGAGGUCAUGUGCUCAAGUUUGUGGGAAGAGAAGACCUUUCCAUCAUGGCGGAGGACCUAGCCGACAUCCAUUUCCCACGGGGUAGAUUCGAAGCUCCAGUGGAACUGGCAAUCUUCUUCUACGGCUAUCCCAGCUUGUCUGAUGAGCAUCUUGGCAUUCCAGGAGAGGAAGCAGCCUUACAUGACCAAGAGCCACAACAAGCAGAGCACCGCCAGAAUCCCACCAAGGAGAUCUUCCACGAUGAGAUCUUCUUCCCAAACACCCCUGGCAUCGAUCGCACCAUCAAAGCGUCAGUUGCCAGGAUGCACAAGAACAUGGGACAUUUGCCGCCCAAUGAGACGAUCAAGCUGUUUUGUUUGAACGGCAUUACCAGUGACCAGGUGAUCAAGUGCACCAAGGCUAUGACUUGUUCGGCCUGCGAACAAGCAAAGCCUCCCAAGCCGCCAAACCCAGCUUCAUCACAUCCCCAGUACUUGGGACAAUUCGCAGACAAUUUGCAAGCAGACAUCUUCUACCUCAGAGAUGCCACAUCCAGGAACCAUCCAGUCCUUGGCAUCAUAUGUGAAGCCACACAUCUUCACGCAGCAAUCAGGCUGGACUCCAGACAGCCGAUCCACCUAGCUCAGGCCUUCCGCAAUGCCUGGGUGAGAAACUUUGGAUUCCCGCUGAGACUUUCAGUGGAUGAUGAUGGCGCAUUCAAGUCCAACUUCAUGGACUACUGCGAUGAAGGAGGAGUCUUUUUGGACUUCAUCCCUCCGGAAGCUCACUUCAAGCUGGGCACCAUAGAGCGCCACAACGGCACACUUCGAAUGCUGCUGGAAAAGAUCGUUGACUCAACCCCAUGCAGCACACCAGAGGACCUAGACAAUGCAAUCGUCUCGGCCCUAUACUCCAAGAACUCAGCAACCUGGACUUCAGGUCGCCCUCCAUUCAUCGCUGCCUUCGGAAAGAUCCCAAGGGUAGGACUUGACUUCAUCAACGACCCAAGAGCUUUGAUUGCAGGUUCUUCGAGGUCUGAAGCACAGCAACAGGCCGCAAUGAUGAGAUGUGAGGCCUACAAGGCCCUGGCCGAAGCAUCCUCCACCCUCAGACGUGCACUGCUGAGGAAGACCAAUCAGCAGCCUGCUGAACCACCAGAACCUGGGUCGCUCUUGGCCUACUGGAGAUGGACGGUCAGAAGCCACAGAAAACGAGGUGGCUACCGAAUUGCAAGAUACUUGGGCAAAGAUCCAGACAACAGCAGUUACUGGAUUCAGUCCGGGAGCCACACCAUCAAAGUGGCACCAAAUCAAGUGCGCAAUGUUUUUGGGUAUGAGGAGUAUGUUCCAACCCGUGAAGAUGUCAAAGCGCUCAAAGCUGCAGAAGACAACAUCCGCAGCGACCUUUGGCAGGAUCAUCGACUACCUCCAGAGGCAGAGCCACCAUUGCCCGAUGAGGAGCCCGAGAUCCCGCCAGAAGAUGCAGCAGCCUUUGAACUGGCUGAUGGAGACUUUCCGUCAGUGGAUGCACCGCUGACAACACCUGAGGUUCAUGAACCACCACCACAUGAACCACUUGUUCUGCCGCUGCCCAAGAAGAGUCCAGCGCUGGCGAUCCAAGAUCAAAGAGAGUCUUUUGACCCUUCGCAACCUUCAGCACCACAUCCAGGUGAUGGUGAGAGUGCGCCUAACAAUGCGGCUGGGUGGCUCACACCGCAUGGCCUUGAUCCAUCACCGCCUCAAGCGCUACCAGACCAGCCAGUUGACCUCACAGGUGAUGAUGAUGAUGGACAGCCAGACCUGUCCAGAAUAGUUCCAACGACCCCACAAGGCAUUGCAGACGAGCCCUUGCCUCAGCUUCCGGCCAAGCGGCCAUUCGAUGCUUUGAAGGCAGACGUCUCUGCCCGGAUGAACGCUCCAGGUAGCUUCGAGCUCUAUGGCUACCAGAGCGAUUUUGCAAGACCUUUUCAGAAUUUAGAAUGCUGGGCACGGCUCGACCUUUGUGUUUCACAACCUCCCCUGAGGAUCCUAGAUUGA
Messenger RNA from Durusdinium trenchii, 5685 nucleotides. The record is from the annotation of a GenBank genome assembly. Lineage: Eukaryota; Dinophyceae; Suessiales; Symbiodiniaceae.